GAGAGCAACAAAGGAGGAGAGAGAAAGUGAAGAGGAGAGAGAAAGAGAGCGAAAGAAAGAAAGCAGCGAUCGAGGGUUGCAAAACAAAAUCUAAUUCCCUCUUUCUCCAAAAAUCAGCUCCCAAAAAAAUAAAGAAAAAUAACAAUAAAAAUAAAAAUAAACACAAAAAACCCAGAAAAUUUCAGAGAGAGAAGAAGCAAAUGCACUUACGCGAGGAGAGAGAAAAUAAUCUAGCUGGGUUUUCCUCCAAUUUUUGCUGACAAUUCGAAGAAAGUUGAUUUUUUGGGGUGUUCUUCAGUCACCUCUGAAGCUGCUUGCUUGCGGAAAAUAAGGUCAGAAAUUGAUCAAAUUAAUCAGUUUCUGGUAAAUAUAGUUGAAUUCCCAUUUGCCCUUUGUUUUCAAUUGUAUGUUCUCUGCAAGUUGGGAUUUUUUCUGGGAAAAAGGGGGAAAAAUUAAUCAGGGAAGUUUGUAAUUUUAAUUGAUCUUAUAUGUUGAAGUUAAACUCGGCGAUCUCAGUGGUUAAAUUGGGAAUUGAAGGCUACCCUUUCGGUGAAUUUUGAAUUGGAAAUGUGGGAUUUUGAGCAACGGUAUAGUUACGCGCUUUACAGUUUUUACCGUUUGAAGUCGAGGCGUCGUAAGCUUUGUUGCUUAUUUUGGUGAAUUUUGAACUUAGGGUUUUUGUGAUUUCUUGCAGAUUUGAAUUGGGUAAGUGUUGAUUUUAGGGUUUGGGUGUGUAGUUGUUCGAGCAACUUAGAUCUCUGCUACUUGUGCGGUUGUCAUUUUUGAAAUUUAGGGUUUUGAGUGUGGGUUAGUAAUUGUGGUUAUGUGUUGGCAUUUUUGGGUAAUUUGAGUAAGUUGUUAGGUAUUGGGUUGAAGUUCAUUGAGUGUUUAAGGUGAUGAAGCUGAAGGUUGCCGAGAUUUGAAUUGAAGGGGCAGUUUGCUGUUAGCUUUUGUCAUUGUUGGAAUUUUUUUUUGUAUGAAUUUGUAGGCGGGACUGUUAAAUAAAUAAAAGAAUGCAACCCGAAAAGAGUCCGCGAAUGGAUAUUGGUGAGCUCAAAGCUCAUUUAUUCAAGAAGGUUGGCCCAGACAGGUUUAGGAGGUAUUUCUAUAGUUUGAACAGGUUUAUAAAUCAGAAGUUAAGUAAGAGUGACUUUGAUAAGUCUUGUCAUCGGUUACUUGGGAGGGAAAACCUCCCUUUACAUAAUCAGAUUAUAAAGGCCAUUCUGAAGAAUGCUUGUAGUGCCAAGACCCCUCCUCCGUCCGUCCACGAAGCGGGUCCCGCAAAAUCGGCUAUAGCAACUGGAAAGAGCUUGUCUGUAAUAGAGGAUGGACAUGCUCCUGCUGCAAUUGUGUCCCAGAAUCAAAGCUCAGUUGCCCCUGUUUGGUCAAAUGGGGUUGUUUUGACUAUGUCUCCGAGAAAGGUGAGGUCUGGGAUCCGUGAAAGGAAGUUUAAAGAUAGGCCGAGUCCUCUUGGGCCGAAUGGGAAGGUAGAUUCUGCAUCACAUCAUGCUACAGAUGAUAGUGGCAUGAAGAUUGAAAAUGGGGAUUUGAUGGAUUUUACUCCUUGCGAUUACCAGCGACCUUUGCAGCCACCACGAGGGCUGGCUGAGCAACCAGAGAAUGAAGAGAGACUGACAAUAAAGAAAUCUGUAGAUAUUCCAGGUGUCAUUCGAAGUAAAGACCAGAAUAACGUAGCUGCUUUUGCAGAUGGGGAAGUGGCGGAACACGCUAGUCUGUUAAAGGUCUCCAAGAGUCCUCUAACUGCUCCUCUUGGAAUUCCGUUUUGCUCAGCGAGUGCUGGUGGAGCCCGCAAAUCAUUACCUGUGACUCACAUUGGUGAUUAUGUUAGCUGCUUUGAUAUUGCCGGAUUGUCUGACAGUGAGAUGCUAAGGAGGCGAAUGGAGCAGAUAGCAGCUGCACAGGGUCUUUGUGGGGUUACAACGGAAUGUGCUAAUACCUUAAAUAACAUGUUGGAUGUAUAUUUAAAGCAAUUAGUGAGGUCUUGUUUAGAGUUAGUUGGUAGUAGAUCUACAAGUGACACGUCAAUGUAUGCUGUUCAGAAGCAGCAAACUCACAACAAGCUUAUCAACGGUGUCUUUCCCAGUAAUCAUUUACAUAUGCAAAGUGGUGGUGGUCCUCCUUUAGAAGAACAAAGAGUUCAUCAUUCUGUUUCUCUGCUUGAUUUUAAGGUCGCAAUGGAGCUAAAUCCUCAACAACUUGGAGAAGAUUGGCCUUUGCUGUUGGAGAAGAUAUCCAUGCAGACAUUUGAAGAAUAAGAUCUAUGAAGAAUAUUUGGGUUUGCCCUUUAAUCCCUUUGGGUUGGUCAUUCUGGCUUGAAGAACAUGUUAAUUAUGACUUGUUAUUAUUAAUGAUGUCAAUGUCAGUUCAAAUCUUGCCUCUGUCCCAAGCCAGAUCAUUCCAACCCAUUAGAUGCAGCUCUACCUUCGUAAGAUCAAAUGAGGGUAUUGAGCUCAAUGUAUGUACAGCUCCUUUCACAGAGUUUGUUCAUGAUCAGGGAUUUUUUAACUGGCCACCAGUGAACGGGUUCUCGGGGAUGCCCCAGUGGUGGUUGCUCUGUUGUAUGUUUAGCAUUCUUGUUGGCUGUCUUCUGCCUGAGUCAUGUAAUUUACUGCCAAGAGGAGGAAACAUGGAAAAGUUUUGCAGGGAUACUGUUGUUUAGCUUGGUAAAGGUAAUUAUUCACAUAAUGUAAGAGCUGCAAUGUUGCUCUACAUGUGUUUUUAGAUUAAAGUGGAAUUCCAACAUCAAUAACACAUUAACUUCUUUA
Spinacia oleracea (spinach) is the source of this 2786-nucleotide messenger RNA. RefSeq lists its product as uncharacterized. Gene Ontology annotation, molecular function: transcription coactivator activity. The transcript has a single exon. Gene Ontology annotation, cellular component: SAGA complex. NCBI's taxonomy places the organism in Eukaryota, Viridiplantae, Streptophyta, Magnoliopsida, Caryophyllales, Amaranthaceae. The record is from RefSeq and is a predicted model, not a curated record. Gene Ontology annotation, biological process: regulation of transcription by RNA polymerase II. The coding region runs from base 1014 to 2276 and encodes 420 amino acids.